This is a messenger RNA of Neopelma chrysocephalum (saffron-crested tyrant-manakin), 635 nucleotides long. It is a transcript of the gene PLA2G10, whose product is annotated as phospholipase A2 group X. The transcript has 4 exons. Bases 1 to 471 code for a protein of 156 amino acids. Gene Ontology annotation, molecular function: phospholipid binding; calcium ion binding. The record is from RefSeq and is a predicted model, not a curated record. Gene Ontology annotation, biological process: phospholipid metabolic process; arachidonate secretion; lipid catabolic process. NCBI's taxonomy places the organism in Eukaryota, Metazoa, Chordata, Aves, Passeriformes, Pipridae.
AUGGCGCCGCUGCCCCCGCUCCUGCUGCUGCUCCUGCUGCUGCCCGCGGCCCUUUCUAAAAGCGCUUUGGGGGAAGCCCGUUCCAGGCACAGGAGGGGAAUCCUGGAGCUGGCCGGAGCCAUCCGCUGCACCACGGGCCGCUCCCCCUUCGCCUACCUGCGCUACGGCUGCUACUGCGGGCUGGGAGGAAGAGGAUGGCCCAAGGACAGGGUGGACUGGUGCUGCUUUAACCACGACUGCUGCUAUGGCAAGGCAGAACAAGCAGGUUGUCAGCCAAAGACUGAGAGUUACCACUGGGAAUGCAAAGACAAUUCUGCUGUGUGUGAUUCACUAGAAGACAAAUGUCAAAAAAUGGCCUGUGAAUGUGACCGGGAAGCUGUCAAAUGUUUUUCUAAAGCUCCGUAUCACAGAAAAUACCUUUUGUGGCCAGACUUUAUGUGUGGUGAGAUCCAGCCUUUAUGUAGGUAUUAGACAUCCAACAUCAGUCUUCAUGAAAACUCUGUAUGUAUUUAAAUCUAAAAUGACUUUUUGUGUCACAGUAGUGACAACAAAUGAUGUUGCCCUUUGUUGAUGCUCCUUCUUGCCACCUCAGCCUCUCUACCCAAGAAUGGCCAAAGUAAACAUGUAUCCUGUUA